This is a messenger RNA of Contarinia nasturtii (swede midge), 1445 nucleotides long. Its product is annotated as zinc finger protein with KRAB and SCAN domains 1-like. The transcript is spliced from 3 exons. Gene Ontology annotation, cellular component: nucleus. The coding region runs from base 170 to 1387 and encodes 405 amino acids. The record is from RefSeq and is a predicted model, not a curated record. NCBI's taxonomy places the organism in Eukaryota, Metazoa, Arthropoda, Insecta, Diptera, Cecidomyiidae.
CGUGCGAAUCAGUUGCGUUCGUGCUUUCAACAAGAGAAGACAUUUUUGCAUUUUUACGGUGAGCAAACGGUAAAAAAUUAAUAUACAUAAAAUACAUCAGAGAAACGGUAAAAAAAUUAUCGCCAAAUCAGCCGUGGCCAAGCCAUCCGAUCGAAUAGCACAAGUUAAAAUGGAAGUAAAUUGUUUUGUGUGCAACAAAAAGACAACAGAGUAUCAGCGAAAUUUGACCAAAAUUCGGUCUGGUUUCACCGAUACGCCAAUCAGCCAAUUGAUCGAAAAUCUUCUAGACGAAAAUCAUUCGAAGCAGAAUUUACACGAUGAAUCGAACUGCAUUUGUCCAAUAUGUUUGUUGGAAUUAUUGGAAUACGAUACAAAUCGCGUGAAGGCAAAUCAACAAACACAGAGACUUCGUGAAAAAUUGCUAGCUAACGGAAUCAAUGACGAUGUGGCGCCAAAAAAUGAUCGACCACAAACUGCUGAUACGAAUACUGUAGACGAUGCUCACAUUGACACAGCAGAUUUGAUUGUGGUACAAACAACAACAGACAAUGACGAGAAAAGCAUUGUAUCUACGACACUGGAAAAUACAUCACAUAAUUUGAUGUCUCAGCGAACGACCGAUAGACGAACAAGUGAUAGACAAAAAAAGCGUAAAAUCGAAAACUAUACACCGCCGCCAAAAAGACAAGCUGUUGAAAAAGACAACAAAUCAGUACGGCCAAAAAUGAAGACGAGAUUGAAUCAAUCGAUGCCAUCAUUAUGGUCCCCGGCACAGCCACUUGACCAAACGUUUCAAGACAAAAGUACAGAAAAAGAGCAAAUGCCACACGAUUCUGAAUCGAGUUCAAGUCACGAAUGUGUGCCAUGUUCCAAAACGUUUUCCAGACAAUCCGGUUUGCAUCGUCACAAUUUGACUGUGCACGCGAAUAAGCAACAGUGGUACAAAUGUAACGGCAAGGACUGCGACAAAAUGUACAAAUCCGAAUCUGGUUUCAAAAACCACCGUGAUCGACACCAUGAUUCGAGCACAACAUAUGAAAUCGUGCACGAGGAGAAAACAGGUACCGAAAAAAAUUCACCAAAUCUGUCGACUUCAUCGAACGAAACCAUUGUAUCGGCCAUAGAACAAGAGAUAGCUAUACAACAAUGUACGCCAUGCGGUAAAACGUUUAGCAAUCAAUAUAGUUUGAAUCGUCACAAGAAGACUUGCCGCGGUGAAAAGCAACAACAACGAUACCAAUGUAUGGCGAAUGAUUGCGGUAAAAGUUACACCACCGAAUCCAAUUUUAACCAACACAGAAAUCGGCACCACGAUUCGAGCACCACAUUUGAAAUUGUGACCGACGAGAAAAAAGGCAACUCCACCCAAGUAACAUUCGAUGUUUGAUAACACAGUUGAAUGGACGACGAACAAAACGAAGCAACGAUGCUGAUUUUUUUUUUUU